AUCUACCUGGCCGCAGGAUGAAGCUGACCACAGGCUGCUUGCUUUUGUGGCUCAGCAUGGGGGGUGGCCUGGCUCAGACAGACACCAACCCUGACACAGAAGAAUCCUAUGCAGACUGGGGCCUUCGGCACAUCCGGGGCAGCUUUGAAUCUGUCAACAGCUACUUUGAUUCCUUUCUGGAGCUGCUGGGAGGGAGAAAUGGAGUCUGUCAGUACAGGUGCCGAUACGGAAAGGCACCAAUGCCCAGGCCUGGCUACAAACCUCAGGAACCCAACGGCUGCAGCUCCUACUUCCUGGGUCUCAAGGUACCAGAAAGAAUGGACUUGGGCAUUCCAGCAAUGACCAAGUGCUGCAACCAGCUGGACAUCUGCUAUGACACGUGUGGUGCCAACAAGUAUCGCUGUGAUGCAAAGUUCCGAUGGUGUCUCCACUCUAUCUGCUCCGACCUUAAGCGGAGUCUGGGAUUUGUCUCCAAAGUGGAAGUAGCUUGUGAUUCACUGGCUGAUACGGUGUUCAAUACUGUAUGGACCUUGGGCUGCCGACCCUUUAUGAAUAGUCAGCGGGCAGCCUGCAUCUGUGCAGAGGAGGAGAAAGAAGAGUUAUGAGGAAGAGGUGACGGCUUCCUGUUUUUGAGUGACAACACAGCUGUCAGUCUCGGAGACGGGUGGUGCGGCAUAUGUGUCACCUCCUUUCUUCCUCAGUCUGAACACCAGAAAGCAGGAGAAAGGAAAGAUUUGUUCUAUAGCUGAAACACGAGUAACAUCCUUCAAGAUGAAUUGGAAAAAAGACCUGGAGUGAUUUGAAGGCUACUCUUCAUUUACCACUGGUCUCCCCAGUGAAGAAGACACAUUGGCCAGAAAAUUCAGGUCUUAGCUUAAAGGUUAAAACACAAACCCUGAGAUUCCUGGACCUGAUAAUUAUAUUCAUAAAUGAAAUUUUGGGGCACCCAACCACUAGGAAACAAUGGCUUUCCUCUGGUCCCUGUUUCAAUUGCAGUAAGCAUUUCAUAUUUAAUAAAAUGUGCUUUUUAGAAAAUCUGAAAAGAGAUGAAUUCCAUUAUCGCCAUGUUUCCAUUCCACUUAGAAGAGAACAGAAACAACCUGGUAAGUUCCACUAAUGACAACAUGAUUCCCACUGGUGCUGAAGAGAUUGAAAAAACAGGUGGGAUGGUCAGAGGCUUACCUGAUUAAGCCCAAUGGAGGUGCAGGUCAGAUGGUGUUAGGUCUCUGAGGUUCCAUUUCUCCUCCAGCAACCUAUCCUCCCUCUUUGUAUUCCUGAUUACUAACAAAAAAAAAAAAAAAACCCAUUGCCAUGGAGUCAAUUCUGACUCAUAGCGACCCUAUAGGACAGAGUAGAACUGCCCCAUAGAGUUUCCAAGGAGCACCUGGUGGAUUUGAACUACCAGCCCUUUGGUUAGCAGCUGUAGCUCUUAACCACUACACCACCAGGGUUUCCCCUAGUUAUUAAGUGACGUUAAAGUCAUGCCAAGAUCUGAGAAGCAGUUUGUAAGAGCUAUCAACGGAAAUAGCUAGGAAAGGUCCCUGAAAUCUGAGGGGAGUGAGAGACAAACAGCCAUUCCCUAAAUUGUGGUUCUCAGGCCUGACUGCAGAUUAGAAUCACUUGCCCAAGCCCAAGCCCAUUGCCGUCCAGUCGAUUCUGACUCAUAGUGACCCUAUAGGACAGAGUAGAACUGCCCCAUAGAGUUUCCAAGAGGCGAC
Loxodonta africana (African savanna elephant) is the source of this 1718-nucleotide messenger RNA. It is a transcript of the gene PLA2G12B, whose product is annotated as phospholipase A2 group XIIB. Bases 18 to 605 code for a protein of 195 amino acids. Gene Ontology annotation, molecular function: calcium ion binding; A2-type glycerophospholipase activity. Lineage: Eukaryota; Metazoa; Chordata; Mammalia; Proboscidea; Elephantidae. Gene Ontology annotation, biological process: arachidonate secretion; triglyceride homeostasis; lipid catabolic process. The record is from RefSeq and is a predicted model, not a curated record. Gene Ontology annotation, cellular component: extracellular region. The transcript is spliced from 4 exons.